Daucus carota subsp. sativus is the source of this 1645-nucleotide messenger RNA. RefSeq lists its product as uncharacterized. The transcript is spliced from 4 exons. Gene Ontology annotation, biological process: maintenance of mitotic sister chromatid cohesion; mitotic sister chromatid cohesion. Gene Ontology annotation, cellular component: Ctf18 RFC-like complex; chromosome, centromeric region; chromatin. The coding region runs from base 168 to 1340 and encodes 390 amino acids. Lineage: Eukaryota; Viridiplantae; Streptophyta; Magnoliopsida; Apiales; Apiaceae. The record is from RefSeq and is a predicted model, not a curated record.
GUGACAUGUCCAUGAUAUUUCAACCUCAACCCGCGCACUUGUUUCUCUUCUGUCUUCACUUCCCGCCAUUUCUAGGUCUGGUCAAUCAGAGAGGUUCAAACAACCAAAUUGAAGCUGCUACUCAAGAAUAUAGUUGUUUAAGGUCUGCUUAUUUAAGCGGUCUAUAGAUGGAGCAAUCCCACCCUGGUUGUGAUGGAGGAGCAGAAGCAAUAAUAAAUUUAAAACCCAAUUCAACAAUCUCUAUUGCUUAUCACCCUCUUUUUGGUCCACAUGAUGAUAUGAUUCUUCUUGAGUUGGAUGAAAAGAUUCUCCCUGAUGUUCUCGACCAAAGGAUAAGCUUAAGAGGCCAGCCAGAUGAAGAUGCGGUUCUUUGUACCCAGUCAAAGACCUAUGCAGUAAAGUUUGUUGGAAACUCCAACUCUGUAUUACUUAUACCCCCCACUGAUCAGUUUCCCCAUAAAAGCAAUAUUAAAAAAUGUACGGGUGAAGAAGUUGUCGCAUCGGUCAUCAAAGUGGCACUAGGCAACAUGGAGCUGGUUGAGAUUGCUCCUAAAGUAGAUAAGCUAAAAUUGCUGUUGUCCAUGAAUCCACUCAAAUUAGGUGAGUUGACUGAAACAGAUGAUCUGGAUGAGAUGAUUGACGUUGACACAGGAUUGUAUAGAUGGAAUGAUCUUACUGACAUGAUACAAGCUAGUGAUGAGGAAUUGAGGACAGCAUUAAAUGCUUUAUCCGCAGUUGAGAUUAAUGGAUACUGGAGAACUGUGGAUGAUAAUUAUAUGGAUGCAAUUCUUAAUAUUCUUUUGCAAAAUUCUAUAUUAAAUGAUUGGUCCUUGGAUGCUCUUAAUGAAGAUGAAGUUGUGGGUGUUCUGGUAUCAGACGGGUUUACUCAAAAAAUUGCCCGCCACUGUUUGCAAGUCUUUGGUUCAAAGGUGGAGGGGGACAGUUUGUGGAGGUUGGAUGAACAAAAGGUGUGUGUGCAUUUCGCUAGAGGAAUUUUGAAAGGAGGAAAAAUGAAGAUGGAUAAUUUCAUGAAGGAGUGGGAACGGAAAGUUCCUGAGCGAAUGAAUGUGAACUUUGACAUGUUGGAAGGUGAAGUUCUAACAGAAACACUUGGAAUUCAGACAUGGGUAUAUGCUUUCAGUAUAUCAUCUCUACCAUGUGACCCUGCUGCACGUUUCGCUGCACUUUUCAAUGAGCACAAAAAAUGGGAGUGGAGGGAUCUAAACCCUUUUAUCAGGGACCUGAGUGUUCCCGGACUUUCUUCGGACGCUUUGCUUCUGAAAUACACUCGAAGAAGUCAGCCGACACCAGACUCAGAGCCAGUUUUCACUAUGAGAUAGUUUGGUUGAACGCUUUGCUUGUCAAAGCUUUCGUACAACUCAGCCAAAUCGUGUGCCAGAAAAAUUUUCCAUAACAAGAAAGUGUGGUUGAAUUGAAUGUCCCUAGUUGCUAUUUUUUGCAGUUUACUGCUCGUUGCCACAUUCUGGAUGCUGGAUGAGUUUUGGACUGAAGAAGGAAUCUUAAUUGCGAGACAUGCUUAACCUUCUAAAUUUAAUGCUUAAUGUACCAAAUGAUGAGGCAGACUUGAACACAUUUACGAAGCUACAAGCAUGCUUAUUUAGCUUUAAGUUUCAAUUUUGAUCAA